This is a messenger RNA of Penicillium verrucosum, 462 nucleotides long. RefSeq lists its product as uncharacterized. The record is from RefSeq and is a predicted model, not a curated record. Lineage: Eukaryota; Fungi; Ascomycota; Eurotiomycetes; Eurotiales; Aspergillaceae. The coding region runs from base 1 to 462 and encodes 153 amino acids. The transcript has a single exon.
AUGGGUCUUAUCAAGACUGGUCUUACCUUGGCUGGUGCCUAUGGCCUCAUUAAAGUUGCAUCCAAGUGCGUCCUUCAGAUCUUCUACGCUUUCCGUCUCUCUCAUACUCAUAUAUCCUCAAUUAGGGCAGCUACUGAACACGAAGACAAGAAGCAAAACCGCCAAAAUACUUCCCAGAAACAGUACUAUCCUAAUCACAACCCGCAAAUGGACCAUAUGAAUGACAACCAAAUGAACAACACUCAUGUCCAACCAUCAUACCCUCCACAUGGGCCUCGCUCAAACCAUGGCAGCGACGUGUACGGGCAUUCGCCACAAGCACAAUCCCGGUCGAUUCGGCAGCAGUCAAUGGGCUAUACAAGGACCAUGGAGAACCCUCCGCCAUACUAUCAGAGCCACCCAUGCGAAAUACAGGGAGAUGGUAAGACUGGAUCAGCUCAGGAAUAUUACAAAUCUAAAUAG